This is a messenger RNA of Rotaria sp. Silwood1, 450 nucleotides long. The record is from the annotation of a GenBank genome assembly. NCBI's taxonomy places the organism in Eukaryota, Metazoa, Rotifera, Eurotatoria, Philodinida, Philodinidae.
AUGGUUAAUUUUACUGUCGAUCAAAUUCGUAGUUUGAUGGACCAAAAGAAGAAUAUUCGAAAUAUAUCAAUCAUUGGUCAUGUCGAUCAUGGAAAAUCACCAUUAACUGAUUCACUUGUUUGUGAACAAGAACGAUGUAUGACAAUUAAAUCAAUAGCUAUUUUACUUUAUUACCAAUUACCUGAUAAAGAUUUAUCGUUUCCUAAACAAGAACGUGAAUCUGAUGUAUCUCAUUUUUUAAUCAAUCUUAUUGAUUCCACAGGUGUUGGUCUACAGACUGAAGCUGUCCUUCUUCAAACCAUUGGUGAACAUAUUAAACCAAUAUUAUUUAUAAGUAAAAUGGAUCGUGCAUUACUUCACUUAAAAUUUCAACAUAUUGUUGAAAAUGUUGAUCCAAGAAAAGGCACAGUUGGUUUUGGUGCUGGUCUUCAUGGUUGGGCAUUUACAUGA